Messenger RNA from Populus euphratica (Euphrates poplar), 602 nucleotides. RefSeq names its product proteasome subunit alpha type-1-B-like. The transcript has a single exon. The record is from RefSeq and is a predicted model, not a curated record. Lineage: Eukaryota; Viridiplantae; Streptophyta; Magnoliopsida; Malpighiales; Salicaceae. Gene Ontology annotation, cellular component: proteasome core complex, alpha-subunit complex; proteasome core complex. Gene Ontology annotation, biological process: ubiquitin-dependent protein catabolic process. The coding region runs from base 177 to 602 and encodes 141 amino acids.
UCGAGCUCAUCAGAACGCGGCAAGAAACCUGCCUCGAUUCAUCGACUCAGCUCACCCUCAACUCAUUGCUUGCUGACUUGUCCGAAAGAAAAAAGAACCCUCCUAUAUACUCUCACACCAAGAAAACUAGACAUCAUCACAUCAAAUCGAAGAUAAGAGAGUGAAAGCUUGAAAAAAUGUUCAGGAAUCAAUACGACACGGACGUUACCACAUGGAGUCCUGCGGGUCGAUUGUUCCAGGUAGAGUACGCGAUGGAGGCAGUGAAGCAAGGAUCAGCGGCGAUUGGACUCCGAUCUAAGACUCACGUGGUUCUUGCAUGCGUUAACAAAGCCAACUCCGAACUCUCCUCUCACCAGAAGAAGAUUUUUAAGGUCGAUGACCAUAUCGGUGUCGCCAUCGCUGGACUCACCGCUGACGGCCGUGUUUUGUCUCGGUACAUGCGAACUGAAUGCAUUAAUUACAGUUUCAAUUACGAGUCUCCGCUUCCUGUUGGUCGCCUCGUCGUUCAGCUUGCGGAUAAGGCUCAGGUUUGUUUGCUUAUUUUUAGAAGGCCUAACUUUCUUUGUAGGUUUGGACUUUGGUCGCAUACCCAACACAAAUGA